AUGGGCCUGGCUCGAUCCUGCUCCAACCUGGUGGCCCGCGAGACGGGCCUUGUCGUUGAGCGCAACUCUCGUGUCGCGGCGGAAGCGUACGAGGCCGCCCUCCGGGACCAGCUGGACACCGAGACCCGCCAAGCAGCGGAGACGAUCGGUCAGUUGCGCAGCGACCUGGCGGUCGUCAACAACAAAGUCGAUGCUUGGUCCAAGCGUUUCCAGACCGUCGGGCCAGCAAGCGGCGUCAGUUGGACCUUGACCGCGCAUGUGACGAGCGGGACUCGGCACGCCAAGACGUCAGCCAACAGAGCGCGCGCCCAAUUGGCCUCAGCAGCACGGGGCCGAGACCUCAUCCUUGCAGAGAUGGCGCGCCUGGAAAACGAGGUGAAACGUUUUAAGGAAGCUCCUUCGGCCGCUUUGUCUCCAAGACCGCCAUCCGCGUUGGCCCCCGUGACCGAGCACUUCCUUCGCACACGGGUCCGCGAGCUAGAAGGCGAGUUGGCGGCAGCCCGGUCGUCGGCCGAAACCAGUCGGACCACCGUGGAGUCGCGGCUUGACGCGCUCCGGGCCCGGGCGAAGGACCAAGAGGAGGCCCUGAACAAGUCCGCCGAGGUGGUCGGCACCCUCCGCGACUCGAACCUGGCUCUGGGUCAGGAGUGCGACGAACUUCGCGUCCGGCUCGACGUGGCGGAGCAAGAUGCCCUCAAGGCCAAUCUACGGUUCGCCGACGCGGUGCCCACCUUCUGGGACUGGGUGGUGCGCCAGUUCGCCGUCGAGAUGACCAAACAGGUCGGCGCAAACGCUUUCCGGCACAGGGCCAAAGUGGGGCAGGUUCUUGCCACGAUUCCUCCCCGGUUGCUUUCAAAGUUCCUGUUGGCAGUCCUGGCUUCUUCACAAGUCUUCAGGGCCCGGGUGAACCAUGCCAGCCACCGUUCCGGGUCGUCAAU
Messenger RNA from Aphanomyces invadans, 938 nucleotides. RefSeq lists its product as hypothetical. The annotation marks the transcript as partial. The transcript is spliced from 4 exons. The record is from RefSeq and is a predicted model, not a curated record. Lineage: Eukaryota; Oomycota; Saprolegniomycetes; Saprolegniales; Verrucalvaceae.